Molecule: messenger RNA, 1428 nt
Organism: Lasiodiplodia theobromae
Lineage: Eukaryota; Fungi; Ascomycota; Dothideomycetes; Botryosphaeriales; Botryosphaeriaceae
Product: Glycoside hydrolase family 93
Exons: 1
Coding region: 1-1428 (475 amino acids)
Source: RefSeq, a predicted model, not a curated record
AUGCCGCCGAAAACCAGUCGCGACCAAGGACGCGGUCGGCCGAGCAAAUCGUCGAAUGUUGUCGCUUCUUCCUCCCAGAAUACUGCACAAACUGGAGCUGGGGCUGGCGCUAAGGGCCGGAAUGGCAGGGCUGGCCGUCCUGCGGCAGCAGCUUCACGGAGAAAGAAUGACGGUGUGCGUGCAGAGCAGGUCGCUUCUGCUGGGCGGAAGAGGAAAGCCGGAGAUGUUGAGGAGGAUGCUGAAAAGGAGGUAGAAGGGGAUGAGGAAGAUAGUGAAGGGGAUGAGGAUGAUUGGGAGGAAGAAGAAGCGCUUGAGGGGGAUAAUGACGACGACGAGGAAGAUGAGCUGCUGGAGAUGCCGUCAGCGGCGUCGGUGGUUGCAGACAAAAGAAAGAAGGCCAGCAAGCGGAGCAGCGAUGUCGCGGCGGAUAGUGGGGCGAAGAGGAAGAAGAGGCGUAGCGACGCAGAGGCGGAAUCGAGUACUACAGCAGGAACGGCGAGGAAACGGGUAAAAGAAGACAAGGGGAAGGAGGAAAGAGUGGUGGCGAAGACAACGACGACCACAACAUCAAGCAAGGCCAAGUUUUCACAUUUGAAGCCGCGCACCCGCCACAUCUCACAGUCGGUCAUCACGACCAAGUGGCGGCCUGCGCCAUUGCCAGCGCAGGCUGCCGCGCGCGCAUUGUUCAUCACGGCUAAGCGACCGGUCGUCGAAGCGGCGGGAAGGAGGGCGUCGACCGCCUCAUCUUCGAAGGCUGGUGUUAUGGGCGAUGGGUACGAUAAGAGGAAGACGGAGGCGGAAACGACGCUAGCGAGCGUUCUGAGGAAGCUGGAUAAGCAGAUUCCGAGAAUCCCCUUCCCGCCGAUGAAGGCGGCGGGCGCGGCGUCGGCGGCGGAAGUGUUCGAGCUGGAGAAGGUGGUCGAGAGGAACAGGAUGCUGGAGGCGCAGCUCACUCCGGCGAUUCAUGCGGUCAAGCUGCUGAAAGAAGCGGUGGUAAAAGAAGAAGAGGUGUUGGAGAAGGAGAGAGAGGGGCUAGAAGUGCUCGAGCAGAGAGCGAGGGAGGCGGAGAGGAGGGGGAGGGAGAGGGGAAAGAGGGGUUUACAUCCGGCGUUGAAGAGGUUUAGGGCGGGGAAUGAGCAGAGUGGCAGUGACAGUGGUGGUAAAGAGGACGGCGCGGAUGAGAUAAGGCUGGUUACUGCUGGGGAACGCAGGCCUUUGGUCGACGAAGAGGAGAUGGUGUUGGACAGCGAUGAGCAGCUGGCACCAGUGUGGGGGCAGCUGCGUGGUCAUCUGGAGUCAAUGCAAGCGAAUUUGGAGCAGGUUGAAGGAUUGGACGAGGCGAUGAACGGUGCGAGGGUUGCUUUGGACGGAGUCUUGAGGGGAAGGUUGGGCGGAGAGCGAUAUGAAGGGCUGAUGUCAUCUUCUUAG